Molecule: messenger RNA, 1158 nt
Organism: Gadus chalcogrammus (walleye pollock)
Lineage: Eukaryota; Metazoa; Chordata; Actinopteri; Gadiformes; Gadidae
Gene: nr0b1
Product: nuclear receptor subfamily 0, group B, member 1
Exons: 2
Coding region: 121-1026 (301 amino acids)
Biological process (GO): negative regulation of transcription by RNA polymerase II
Cellular component (GO): nucleus; cytoplasm
Molecular function (GO): transcription factor binding; transcription corepressor activity
Source: RefSeq, a predicted model, not a curated record
GCGAGGCUAUCAGGGGCUCAGAAAAACAGCACCCUCUGUCACUGACCUCCGACGGGCUUCAAAGACACCGCCAGGCGGGCAUCGCGCGCCUCAAUCCCCCAUGUAGAGCUGCCAACUGCCAUGGCCACUGUCGAGGGCUGCCACUGUCGGGGGGCCGCCGGUGGCCGGAACAACAGCAGCAUCCUGUACAGCAUUCUGAAGAGUGACAGCCUGCUGUCGAGCGACGAGCACCCGCAGCAGCACGCGCUGCAUCACCUCGUGCACAAGACCACCACCACCUCGUCGUCUACCUCCACAAGCUCUUCUUCUUCUUCCGCCCCGACUGCGCUGCUCGAGCUCCGGCAACAGGCUUGCUCGUGCAACUCCACGCGGCGUCGCGGGAUUCUUCGCGCCCCGCAGGUCACUUGCAAAGCGGCGUCCGCGGUGCUCGUGAAGACGAUACGCUUCGUGAAAAACGUGCCGUGUUUUCGCGAGUUACCGGAGGACGACCAGCUGGUGCUCGUGCGGAGCGGGUGGGCCGCGCUGCUCGUCUUGGGGCUCGCGCACGACCGGGUCGAUUUCGAGACGACGGAGACGGUGGAGCCCAGCAUGCUGCAGCGCAUCCUCACCGGGUUACCGGACAGGCAGAGCGAGGUGGCGCCGGCCGAGCCGAGCAGGGGUGUCGCGGCCGGGGUCUGCCUAGUGGACAUCCAGGCUAUCAAAGCGUUCCUGAAGAAGUGCUGGACUCUGGAUAUCAGCACUAAGGAGUACGCGUACCUGAAAGGAGCCGUUCUCUUCAACCCUGACGUGCUGGGCUUGCGCUGUCUGCACUACAUACAGUCGCUGCGGCGGGAGUCGCACCAGGCGCUCAACGAGCACGUGAAGCUCAUCCACCGGGAGGACAGCACGCGCUUCGCGAAGCUGCUGAUCGCGCUGUCCAUGCUGCGCGCAAUCAGCCCCCCGGUGGUGGCGCAGCUCUUCUUCAAGCCCGUGAUCGGCGCCGUCAACAUGGAAGAGGUGCUGCUCGAGAUGUUCUACGGGAAGUAGCCCGGAAGAAGGGCGUGCGCGCGGACCAAAGGGCGGGAAAGAGGGGAGAGAGUGUGUGUGUGUGUGUGUGUGUGUGUGUGUGUGUGUGUGUGUGUGUGUGUGUGUGUGUGUGUGUGUGUGUGUGUGUGUGUG